CAUCUUCUGCUGUUAAACACUUAAUCUUAUACUUUGGUUAAGAAAUAAUUUAUAUAUUCUUUCGGUCAAAUAUUAAGUUAAAAUAAUCAAGACAAUUCUGUCAAAGUUUACAAAGAGUUUAUCAAUUCAAAAUAAUCGGUGAUAUUGUGUCGUUUUAAAUCUUUUCGAUUUAUUGUAAGGAUUGUAUGAAAAUGAUUUUGUUUGUUGUAUCCAAUUUAUCUCGACUUACAAAAAAUUUGCUUCCUUUACAAUAUUAUAUUCAAUCAAAAAAUUAUGCAUUACCUGGGAUAGGAGUGGCAAAAGGCAAAAAAAUUACUAAAGGAAAAGGUCCAAUUGCAGAAAAGAAAGUUUUGCCUGUAGAGCAAGAUACUUAUAAACUUGUAAAAUAUUGCUGUGGAACAAACAUUUUAAAAGAAGGAGGACAAGAUGUUGAAUUGAAACCUGAUUCUGAGUAUCCUGACUGGUUAUGGACUAUUCGCACUGGACCACCACCACCUCUUGAAGAACUUGAUCCAAACACAAAAGAAUACUGGAGACGGUUGAGAAGAUUAGGUAUCAAAAGAGACAAUAAAUUGAAAUCUCUUAAGAAAUGGUAGUGUAUGCAAUAAUGACAAUAUAUUUGAUAAUGAGCAAGCAGCAUUUAAAAGAAAAUUUUUGUAAACACGUUUCUGUUAUUCUUCUGUACGAACCAUUCAAUUUAUGAAUGUUCUUUAACAGGACCGUAUAAAUUGUAUGUACAUAUUUACUCUUAAUGAACAUUGUUAUCAAUCACACAUCUGCAAAAUGCUGUAUUUCUAUAAAUAAAUACAUUUUAAGUAUUUUUAAACUAGGAAAGGUAUUUAUUUUAUUUGAAAAUAAA
Phymastichus coffea is the source of this 859-nucleotide messenger RNA. It is a transcript of the gene mRpL54, whose product is annotated as large ribosomal subunit protein mL54. NCBI's taxonomy places the organism in Eukaryota, Metazoa, Arthropoda, Insecta, Hymenoptera, Eulophidae. The record is from RefSeq and is a predicted model, not a curated record. Gene Ontology annotation, cellular component: mitochondrial large ribosomal subunit. The coding region runs from base 186 to 596 and encodes 136 amino acids. Gene Ontology annotation, molecular function: structural constituent of ribosome. The transcript has 2 exons.